This is a messenger RNA of Closterium sp. NIES-65, 1629 nucleotides long. The record is from the annotation of a GenBank genome assembly. Lineage: Eukaryota; Viridiplantae; Streptophyta; Zygnematophyceae; Desmidiales; Closteriaceae.
AUGAAGCGCGGGGAGGCGCGGCGGGUGGACGUGGCGUACAACGUGGAGGAGGAGGAGGAGGAGGUGGCGGCGGAGGACGCCAUGCGCGAGCAGGAGGCGUGGGAGCGCUCCUACGCCAACGACCGCUCCUGGGAGGCCGUGCAGGUGAGAGCGCUCCUGGGAGGCCGUGCAGGUGAGAGCGCUCCUGGGAGGCCGUGCAGGCAGGCGGCGAGUGAGGUGGACAUGAAGCCAUCGCGCAUGGCAGCCAUGGCGCGCAGCAGCGAGGCAUUCAUCCUCAACUUCUUCGACAGCAACCCCCUCAGCCACCUCGCCCUGCUGCUGCUGCGCGACGGCGUGGCCUCGCAGCUCUCAGAGCUCACCUCGCCGCCCGACGCGCACAUCAAGGCGCUGCAGUCCAACCUCUCCGCCUCGGGGCCCGCCUCCCUGCAGAACGUGGUGGAGGCGGCGGUGGAGGCGGUGGCGCACGUGCCGGCGUACGGCCACCGCGAGCUGCUGCUGCUCUUCGCGGCGCUCGCCUCCACCGACCCCGGCGACAUCCUGCCCGCCAUCCGCCGCGCGUGCGCCGCCCACCUGCGGUGCUCCAUCAUCGGCGUGGGCGGCGCCGAGGUGCACAUCUGCCGCCAGAUCGCCGAGCAGACGGGCGGGCGCUACAGCGUCGCCAUGGAUGACGCUCAUCUGAGGGAGCUGCUGAUGAGCCACGCGCCGCCACCACCGGUGCAGGCGGGCAGUGCGGGCAGUGCGGCCAGCCUCGUGCGGAUGGGCUUCCCCCAGCGCGCCCCCGAGGGGGCAGCAGCGCUGUGCGCCUGCCACAUGCACCUCCGCCUCGCCGCCACCUAUGUGUGCCCCAGGUGCCGGUAUGUGCUAUGCUCCCAGACGCCACUCACUCCCUCUCUGAAAGCCAUGUUCUUCUUACCACCCAUUCCCAUUGCAUCUCAUCUGCAUCACUUCCUCCACCUGCCAUCACUUCCUCCACCUGCCAUCACUUCCUCCACCUGCCAUCACUUCCUCCACCUGCCAUCACUUCCUCCACCUGCCAUCACUUCCUCCACCUGCCAUCUCCAACGUGCUCGCCUUCUUCCCCCUCUCUCUCGCUUCCCCCUCACCCCACCCCACAUUGUCCCUGCAUUUCUUCAUCCCACCCUUUCACAGCUGCAAGCCAAGGCCCAACUUCGCCCACCUCAUGCCACUUGCCUUCCUUCCCCCUCCUCCCCUCUCCUCCUCCCUCCUCCCUUUCCCUCCCUCAAACCUCUCCCCCCACCCCCCAGCUCGCGGGUGUGUGCGCUGCCAGCGGAGUGCCCCGUGUGUGCGCUCACGCUCGUGUCCUCGCCGCACCUCGCCCGCUCCUACCACCACCUCUUCCCCGUGCCGCCCUUCUCCGAGGUCCCUCUGCCGCCCGCUCCUAAGCGACCUGCUGGGUCGUCAGCCCCUGCAGCCCCGCACAGCGACCUGCCGCCCGCCUGCUUCAGCUGCACUGCUGCACUGCCUUUCCUCGAGACGGAGGGAGGGGGAGUGCGGGUGGAGUGCCCCUCGUGUGCGCGGCACUUCUGCUUUGACUGCGACGUCUUCAUCCACGAGAGCCUGCACAACUGCCCCGGCUGCGAGGCCACCCGCCUGCCCCAAGUGGCGUAG